ACUCCCUCCCUGAGUCCUGCCUUCUGGAAGGAGCAGGGCGCUCUGGGGGGCCACUCCUUGGGGGCCAAGGCUGAGGGUGGCCAUGCCAGGGGCCCGGAGACCCCAGCCUGGAACGGGAGGUGGUUUUCCCAGGACUCCUGGGCCCGAGCCAGAGGGGCAGAGCAGGCACAAGGCUGGCAUUGCACACUUCCCUGGGGGAGGGGGCGGGUCCCUCGUCGCUGGCGUGUCGCCCUGGUCCUGGCUGCCAGCUUCCGCCUGGGGUGGGACAGGGGACAGGCAGUUGGCCACUUGGGCUCCGAGCUGGCUGGGCACAGUGUGCCAGGGUGAGAGGGGCCCCUAAGGGGUCUCAAGAGGGAGGGCUGAGGGCACUGCCAGUCCAUGUCCAUGGCGGUAGCUUUGCACACCCGCCGGUGCCGGGGAGCAUGGGUGUGAGCUACUGGCCUCUCCCCCUAUCCCCUGCUGGGCACUGACUGGGUCAGCCCAGUGUCCUGAGGGCCCGCCCUUCUCCUGGCACAGUGGUUGGAGAGCUGCUGUCCUUAGGUCUGGGGGAGGGCCAGGAGCUGGCUGCCGGUUAAAUUUAGUGUGUGGGGCGGUCCAGCUGCCCAAGGUCCACCUGCCUUGCGGCUGCCACUUGGGCCGCACUGCCAGGAGGCGGGCAGGGGCUGGCUCUGCCUGGGCCAGGCCACGUUAACCUGUGCUCCAGCCCGAGGGCCAGGUCUGCACGGGGAGGCUGUGGCGGCAGGGAGGAAAGGUGCAAGGACCAUGGCCUUGAGAGCAGGUGACCAGAGCAAGGCCGCAAGAUGCGGGCUGAAGGAGAAGGUGCUGACGCUGGACACCAUGAACCCCUGUGUGCGGAAGGUGGAGUACGCCGUGCGCGGCCCCAUAGUGCUGCGCGCCUUGGAGCUGGAGCAGGAGCUGCGCCAGGGUGUGAAGAAGCCCUUCACCGAGGUGAUCCGCGCCAACAUCGGCGACGCGCAGGCCAUGGGUCAGAAACCCAUCACCUUCCUGCGCCAGGUGCUGGCCCUGUGCGUCAACCCCGACCUCCUGAGCAGCCCGGACUUCCCCGCUGACGCCAAGAGGAGGGCAGAGCGCAUCCUGCAGGCGUGCGGGGGCCACAGCCUGGGAGCCUACAGCAUCAGCUCCGGCAUCCAGCUGAUCCGCGAGGACGUGGCCCGGUACAUCGAGAGGCGCGAUGGAGGGAUCCCCGCCGACCCCGGCAACAUCUUCCUGUCCACGGGCGCCAGCGACGCCAUUGUGACGGUGCUGAAGUUGCUGGUGGCCGGCGAGGGCCGCACGCGCACGGGCGUGCUCAUCCCCAUCCCACAGUACCCGCUCUACUCGGCCGCGCUGGCCGAGCUGAACGCGGUGCAGGUGGACUACUACCUGGACGAGGAGCGCGCCUGGGCGCUCGACGUGGCCGAGCUGCGGCGCGCGCUGCGCCAGGCUCGUGACCACUGCUGCCCGCGCGCGCUCUGCGUCAUCAACCCCGGCAACCCCACCGGGCAGGUGCAGACCCGCGAAUGCAUCGAGGCGGUGAUCCGCUUCGCCUUCGAGGAGCGGCUCUUCCUGAUGGCUGAUGAGGUGUACCAGGACAACGUGUACGCCGAGGGCUCGCAGUUCCACUCCUUCAAGAAGGUGCUGGCGGAGCUGGGGCCGCCGUACGCGACGCAGCAGGAGCUCGCCUCCUUCCACUCGGCCUCCAAGGGCUACAUGGGCGAGUGCGGGUUCCGCGGUGGCUACGUCGAGGUGGUGAACAUGGAUCCCGCAGUCCAGCAGCAAAUGCUGAAGCUCAUGAGCGUGCGGCUGUGCCCCCCGGUGCCUGGCCAGGCCUUGCUGGACAUGGUGGUCAGCCCGCCUGAGCCCUCCGACCCCUCCUUCGCGCAGUUCCAGGCGGAAAAGCAGGCUGUGCUGGCCGAGCUGGCGGCCAAGGCCAAGCUCACUGAACAGGUCUUCAACCAGGCUCCGGGCAUCCGCUGCAACCCGGUGCAGGGCGCCAUGUACUCUUUCCCGCGCAUGCAGCUGCCCCCGCGCGCCGUGCAGCGCGCCCAGGAGCUGGGCGUGGCCCCCGACAUGUUCUUCUGCCUGCGCCUGCUGGAGGAGACCGGUAUCUGCGUGGUGCCUGGGAGCGGCUUCGGGCAGCGCGAAGGCACCUACCACUUCCGGAUGACCAUCCUGCCCCCCAUGGACAAGCUGCGGCUGCUGCUGGAGAGGCUGAGCCAGUUCUACGCCAAGUUCACGCGGGAGUACUCCUGAGGGGCCCUGGCCGCGCUGGCCGGCGGGGGCUGGGCCCCUCUCCUGUGGGUCCCCAAUAAAGCACGCGGCAGCCUGCCCUUCGGAAGCUGUG
Messenger RNA from Lepus europaeus (European hare), 2344 nucleotides. RefSeq names its product glutamic--pyruvic transaminase (gene GPT). Gene Ontology annotation, biological process: biosynthetic process. Gene Ontology annotation, molecular function: L-alanine:2-oxoglutarate transaminase activity; pyridoxal phosphate binding. The transcript has 12 exons. The coding region runs from base 763 to 2253 and encodes 496 amino acids. Lineage: Eukaryota; Metazoa; Chordata; Mammalia; Lagomorpha; Leporidae. The record is from RefSeq and is a predicted model, not a curated record.